Molecule: messenger RNA, 3831 nt
Organism: Pangasianodon hypophthalmus (striped catfish)
Lineage: Eukaryota; Metazoa; Chordata; Actinopteri; Siluriformes; Pangasiidae
Gene: kifbp
Product: kinesin family binding protein
Exons: 7
Coding region: 31-1929 (632 amino acids)
Molecular function (GO): protein binding
Source: RefSeq, a predicted model, not a curated record
CUACUAGCGGUUACGUCAUUUGAGCACAACAUGGCGUCCACCAGCAGUCGAGAAUGGAGGUCUGUGUGCGAGAAAUUUCGCAGCGCUCAAGAGCUUUCCGAAAUAGAAUCGCGAAAAGAUCCCGAAAACGAGCCUUUCCGCUCUAAAUAUAAAGCCAGGGAGCUGCUGAAGGAGAUUUACUGCAUGGUAAAGAAUUUCGACGUAGACGACAGUGAGAAUGAGGACCGAGAAACGGACGGUCAGUCAGAGGAGCCAGGAGACGGGGAGGCGGUACAUGGAGGAGUUAAUAAAGCGCACGCAGGCGACUCUCAAGCCGGACUCCGAGCCGCCAAGCUCGGCGUGAUUGACUAUCACCUGGGAGUGAACCAUAUCGAAACCGAGGAGCUCUCCGCUGGCGAAGAGUACUUAAUGAACUGCAUGAAAUUACUGGAGGAGUGUACUGUAACACGGGAAAACGUCUCGCUGUUCAUACAAGUCAGGAACCAGCUUGGCAUCUUAUGGGCCGGACGUGACGAAACCGAGAAAGCUCAAGGCUUUUUAGAAACGGCGGAGUCCAUUUAUGUCCAGUACAUGAAAGAGGAUGGCCAACCACCACUGGAUUUGGUAGAUUUCUUUGUGCUAGAGGAAGAUGCACCAUCCCAACAAGAGAGAAUGAGGAGAUUUGAAAUGGCAUACACGCACACACUUUAUUAUCUGGCUCAAGUGUAUAAAAAUCUGGGUCAGUAUGAGAGAGCAGGACAGUACUGCCACAGCACAUUGCAGAGGCAGCUGAAGUUCAGCCAGUUUGUGCCACUCGAGUGGGCCAUCAAUGCUGCCACUCUGUCACAGUAUUACAUCACCAAGACGCGAUACAUGGAGGCACGACACUGUUUGGCUGCAGCUAAUGUCAUUGCUGGCCUGGCUGGAGAAGUCCCUUCAGAAGCUGCUGCCAAAGAAAGUGAAGCUGAAUAUGAAAAACGUGAGCAAUUGUGUCAGAAAAGAGCUGAAAUUGCAAGGUGCUGGAUCAAAUAUUGCCUUAAUCUGCUACAAGAUUCUAAAAAGCUUUUGGAGGACAACAUUGGAGAGUUAGACCUGGACCGACAGGAAGAGCUGCAGAGAGCACGACAGGAUGAGGAGGAGUUAAAAGAGAUAGGAAGAAAAACAGCAGUUCUCUUUGAUUCUGCCGACACGUUCGAUUCAAUUUGCAGCCAGGAGGAGAAAGUGAGCUGCAUAUAUCCAUUAAACUUUGAAGAAGCCCGUGCCAUCUUUCUGGUGGGUCAAAGCUACGUGACGCAGGCCAAGGAGUAUUUCGAGAUGGAUGGUCACGUAACAGACCACAUUGAGAUCCUUCAGGAUCACAGCGCUCUUUUUAAGGUCUUGGCAUUUUUUGAGGAGGACCUGGAGCGCCGCUGCAAGAUGCACAAGCGCCGCGUGGACAUGCUCGAGCCCAUCUGCAAGGACCUGAACGCUCAGUACUACUUACUGAUCUGCCGACAGUUGCAGUUCGAACUCGCUGAGACCUUCUACGAAAUGAUGGACUUAAAACUGGCCGUGGCUGAAAAACAGGACCAGCCAGACGCACACACCAUAAAGAAGUUCAACCACUUGUGCUUGGCAUCCAUCAAGUACUACCAGAUGUUCCUGGACUCCAUCCGCUCACCAGAGGGCAAGUUUCCAGAAAAACUCGAAGACGAUCUGCUGAGACCGGCACUGGUGGCUAAGUUUCGUAUUGCUCGACUUCAGUCCAAGAUCAUCUCAGGAAACUUGGCCACUCAAUUGGAGAAUCUCAGCCUCUCACUGGAGUCAUACAACUUUGUUGUGCAGUAUUGCGAAGAGCACCCAGAAGCCAAGAAGGCUGUGGAAACUGAACUGGAGCUGAGUGAAGAAAUGGUGUCCCUCCUUCCUAUGAAGAUCAAUAGAAUACAGUCUAGAAUGGCCUCCUCUAACUAAGAUGAAAUAGUGAUCACUUUGUAAAGAUGAUCACUGGCUGUAAUGAGAGCUGACAUGGAAAUAAAACUACUUCUGUUCCACUUUAACUCUAAACCGUCAUUACAGUAGGUCAGAAUAUAUACACUUACCAGUCUCCAUAUUAGUGACACCCUAUAUUCCCAAUCUGGUCUAGCUGCCCUUUAAUUCAUCUUUGCUUGUACAAACCUGGGAGCAGACUAACUUUGAGAGCUUUUUCCUGUACUUUCCUGGCUGAACUGCAUGCCUCAAUUAUCACUAAUUUAAUGGCACAGUGCAUUGUGAUGUCUAUCACAUCUGUUCAAGAUAGCAAUGUUAAAUAUAAUGUAACUGUUAAAUGCAUUUAUGCAUAAUAAUAAAUGAAUUUGUUUUCGUUAGUUUGUCUUAUUCAUUCUUAAUUGGAUGACACAACAUUCAAAUUUUUCUUAGCAGCCUGAAAUUGUCAGCUGAGUGCUGCUGCUUCACAGCUCCAGGGUCCCCAAUUUGAUACAGAGCUUGGGUUAUUGCCUGUGUGGAGUUUCCUCCCACCUCCCAAAUAACAUGCCAGGCGAUUGGCUACACUAAAUGUGUGCACAUGGUGUACUGUAAUGGACUGGUGUUCCAACCAGGAUGUACAACUCGUGCCUAGUGUUACUGGGAGUGGCUCCGGAUCCAUCGCAUCCCUGACUAGGAUCAAGUUCUUACUGACAGUGAAUGAAUGAAAGAAUGAGUGCUUAAUAUAUGACGUGAACAUCGUUACUUUCUUAGCAUGUGGAGACUGAGCUUUUGAACAUAAAGCUAACAUUUUCAAUGUGAUUAUUACUUGUUAAUGAUUAAUUAUCAUUAGUCCUUUGCAGUACUUGGAUGUUAAGAGGAGAUGUUUACAUGAUUACUGGUUUGUCCUCAGUUUCAUUGGAAACUGAUGUUAUACCUGCAUGAUGACUAAUGGGGGAGCUCUGCUUCUGUCUCUGGCUCAUUUCUAACUGAUAAUUUCCAUUCUGUGGACUGGGGACUGUUACACAGUAUUUAAGAUGCUGUUUAUUUCUUCAGCGCAGACAUACCCAAACAGGUCUCCAUUAUUAUGGUGCUGUGUGAUCUAAGUAAUUGUUUAGGAAUGAUAUGUUAGUAGGGCUUUCUGUCUCGGUUACCAGAGGAAUACAGACACGACUCCAAGUGUUGUACCGACUCAUUAUCUCUGGAAAGUACCAAAAUGGUUCAGCAGUUACUUGCAUGUUUAGAAAUUAAUUGAUUUUAUCAAUGGAAUUCACCUGUUUUUUUUUUCUUCCUUCAUUCUCAGUUCACCAUAUUUGUAGCAGAAUUACUUUGAAUACCCUGUAUGUGAAUAUAUUUGAAAGCUUCAAUUAUUGUCAUAGUCUGAAGGCUAAAAGUCUGUAACUGUUACACCUUUACUUUUGCUCAGAUGUCUCUCAGUAGGGAGUGGAGCUUUUCUCCUAUCUUACCAGGGUUUCACCACACAAAUUUUCUAGCAUAACGCACUUAGCAUAUUACUUUACCAUUAUUAUUGAUAUAUCUCAAGGAGGCAUGUCAUGGCCUAUAGCUUUCGAUGUUUCAGUUAUGAUUCAGAAUCUUGGAAUGUUGAUUUUGAACAUCUCAAACUCCUAGAACACGUUAAACGUUAGGAAAGGGAAAUGUCUGUACACCAGUUAAGCCACUACAUACAGUUUUAUUUCAUCAUUGUUCCUCCUAGAGAGCUUUAAAAAAAAAAAAAAAAAAAAAAAAAAAGUACACCAUGUCUUGUUUUUGUUUGUGAUUAGUAGCGAAAUUUGAACUGUGCAAAAUUGGGGAAUAUUGAAUAUGAUUUACAUUAGCUUGCAUUUUUGCAAACCUUAUGUCUUAUAAUCUUAUGAAUCAUGAUUUUCAUUAUAAUAAAUUCAGUUGUUCCAGGCA